CUUAGGCUAUCAAUUGGCGCUUUCCGUACUAGUCCACUACAGUCUAUAUAUGCAAGUUCGGGUGUACCGCCUCUGUACAUACGUAGAGAGAUGUUGUUAUGCAACUAUCUUGUUAAGAUGUUAUCAAUUAGAAACCAUCGAAAUGCCAUUCUUUUAAACGAUAAUGACACUAUACUAGAGUACCAGCGAAGGCCUACUGUAAGUAGACCUGCAAUAAUCAGGGCAUUAGAACUAUUAGGUACACUUGGUGAAGAAAGGCCCAAUUUAAUGCAAUAUGCGAUUACACCUUACGCUCCCUGGAUUUUGUGCGAUAAUAUCGAUACGGUACUGGACAUAUCGGCGUUCAGCAAAAACGAAACAUCAAAUAUUGUAUACAGAAUGCAUUUUAGGGAAACUAUAGGAAAAUAUCCGGAUGCUACAAUUAUAUACACGGAUGGUUCUAAAACAGAAAGGGGAACGGCUAGUGCUAUGUUUGUCAACCAGAAAAGUUAUGCUUGGAGACAUUCAGACAUCACCAGCGUCUAUGUCUUAGAACUGUACGCAAUAUGGCACUCACUGAUAUUUUGUGAAUAUGAAAAUACCAAGCAGGUAGUCAUAUGCUCUGACUCAUUAAGUGCCAUGCAUGCAUUAGUCAAUAAAGCAAAUUCUGUAGACCCUUUGAUAUGCAUUAUAAAAGAUCGUAUACAAUACCUACUAAAUAUUAAUAUUAGGGUGACAUUAAUCUGGAUCCCAGGUCAUGCUGGGAUUGCCGGUAACGUAGCUGUAGAUACGGCAGCAAAAGAAUCGACGAACUCCACAGUCUAUGAUGGAAUCUCUAUUCAUCCAAGUGAUUUCAAAAAACACCUGAAAAAAAGAAUGUAUGAGAAAUGGAACUCUGCUUGGCAAGAUGCAAAUACUUACCUGUAUAAAUUUCAAAACAGCACACAAGCAAUCAAAAUAAAUUACCAUUUAUCGAAAAGGGAAGAAAUUGUUUUCACGAGGUUACGUAUUGGUCAUACUCGUAUGACACAUCAACAUCUGCUGGGAAAAACUACACGAGAGUAGAGUGUCCAAAAUACGCAGAUCGGAGGAAUGUGGCAGGUAUGAGUGGAAACAUUGCUGAAGUCUUGGAUGGGGGUGAGGAGAGUCUGAGGAGGGUGAUGGAUUUCCUAAAAAGUAUCAAUUUGUUUAGAAUGCUUUAAAUAAGAAGUAACGAUUGAAGCGAAUAAAUUGGGCGUAAGACCUUUGUUGUCGUUGCCUUA
Messenger RNA from Photinus pyralis (common eastern firefly), 1241 nucleotides. RefSeq lists its product as uncharacterized. The transcript is spliced from 2 exons. Gene Ontology annotation, molecular function: nucleic acid binding; RNA-DNA hybrid ribonuclease activity. The coding region runs from base 91 to 1044 and encodes 317 amino acids. The record is from RefSeq and is a predicted model, not a curated record. NCBI's taxonomy places the organism in Eukaryota, Metazoa, Arthropoda, Insecta, Coleoptera, Lampyridae.